CCGGCCACGCACCGGCUCUCCGGGGUCACCGGCCCCGCCGCCCCCGCGCACCAUGGCAGGGCUCCUGCCGCUGCUGCCGCUGCUGCUGCUCCCCGUGGGUCCCACCUGGAGCUCCAAGGAUGAUUGCUCCACCAAGAUGUACACCACCAGUGGGGAGUGCUGCAAAGCCUGCAACCUGGGAGAGGGAAUGGUGCAGCCCUGUGGGGUCAACCAGACUGUCUGUGAGCCCUGCCUGGACAGUGUCACCUACUCGGACACGGUGAGCGCCACGGAGCCCUGCAAGCCCUGCACGCAGUGCGUGGGGCUGCGGAGCAUGUCGGCGCCCUGCGUGGAGUCGGACGACGCCGUCUGCCGCUGCGCCUACGGCUACUACCAGGACGAGCCCAGCGGCAGCUGCAAGGAGUGCAGCGUCUGCGAGGUGGGCUUCGGCCUCAUGUUCCCCUGCCAGGAGCUGCAGGACACUGUGUGCGAGGAGUGCCCCGAGGGUACCUUCUCCAGCGAAGCCAACUUCAUGGACCCCUGCCUGCCCUGCACCACCUGCGAGGAGAACGAGGUGCUGGUGAAGGAGUGCACCCCCGUGUCGGAUGCGGAGUGCAGAGACCUCCACCCUCGCUGGACAACCCACACAUCAUCUCUGGUGGGUUCUGACAGCUCUGAGCCCAUCACCAGGGACCCUUUCAACACUGAAGUGAUGCCCAGCACCCUGGCAGACACUGCCACCACCAUCAUGGGCAGCUCCCAGCCCGUCGUGAGCCGCGGCACCGCUGACAACCUCAUCCCUGUCUACUGCUCCAUCCUGGCAGCUGUGGUGGUAGGGCUGGUGGCCUACAUCGCUUUCAAAAGGUGGAACAGCUGCAAACAGAACAAGCAAGGAGCCAACAACCGCCCUGUGAACCAGACACCCUCCCCGGAGGGGGAGAAGCUGCACAGUGACAGUGGCAUCUCCGUGGACAGCCAGAGCCUGCACGACCAGCAGCCACCCACCCAGAGCACCCAAGGGCCAGCAGCCAAGGGGGACGGCAGCCUCUACGUGACGCUGCCAGCCAGCAAGCAGGAGGAGGUGGAGAAGCUGCUGAGCAGCUCUGCGGAGGAGACGUGGAGGAAGCUGGCAGGGGAGCUGGGCUACAAAGAGGACCUCAUAGACUCCUUCACCAGGGAGGAAUCCCCUGCCAGGGCCCUCCUGGCCGAUUGGUCCUCCAAGGACUCUGCCACCCUGGACGCGCUGCUGGCUGCGCUGCGCAAGAUCCAGCGCGGGGACAUCGCCGAGAGCCUGCACAGCGACUCCACUGCCACCUCUCCUGUCUGAAGGGUGGCCCGGGGCGGCCCCCUGGGGUCCCCUUCCCCCUUCCCCCCCUCCCCGGCACCCAGAGCCCCGGAGGGGAGGGUGGGAAGGAAGCGGGGGCUCCCCGGGCCCCCCCAGUUCACAGCGCUGUAUGCACUGAGCUCCUGCUUUCGGUAUCGUCCCCUCCCGGCGCUGCCUGCCCCCGGCAGCCCCUGAGCAGCUCGGGUGUGGGGCUCGGUCCCGCUCAGCACCCGGGCCCCAUCUCCUGCCCCUGGAGCGUCUUCUGCAGCCCUGUGGUGCCAGGCAGAUGGACACAGCGAUGAGCACCUGAGCCCUCAGCCCUCUUCUCUCCCCUUCCAGCCCUUUCCCCAUUCUCCCUGGGACUCUCGUUCUCCUCUUCCUCCUGCCCUUCCUCCUUGCUCCACCGCACCAUUGUGUCCUGCUGCUCUCCACCACCCUGAACCCAGCUGCUUCCCCUCGCCCCGGGCAGAGGGCAGGGCUGGGAUGGGCAUGGAGAGAACUGGAGCUUCUGUGUUGGGACUUUGGGGGGGGCUGGUCCUGCCCUGGCGUGUGGGCUGAGGGGCAGGGCUUGGCCUCAGUCUGCACCGUCAAACCUGGGGCUCCACCUGUGCCCCCCAGGGCUGCCAGUGUCUGCUCUUGCUGAGGAGCAGCCAGGACCGCUGGAACGCUGAGGACCAGGCGCCUGGGUGCCGCCGGCUGCAGGGUGGUGCUGGAGGUUUAAAGGGCUGGCAAAGUGCCUGCCUGCUGCGGGGGCACGACGAAAGGGCUCUGCUCGUCCUUCCCCGGGCACCAUCCCUGUGCUGCACUGACCCAGGAGCAAAGCCACCCUGCCGCGAUUGCACUGCCCCUCCCCACCCAGAGACCCCGCCGGGGCUGCUGGCCCUGCCCCUGCUUCUAAGGGCUCCUUCCCCUCCAGCACUGUGAAGGGUGGCUCAGAAAUGCCCCUGUGGGCUCUUUGCCUCCAUCGGGCACCCAGCAGCUGCAACCCACCCUUGGUGCAGCCUCCCUGGGUGGCCUCAGCGUGUCACUCUGCUGGGACUCUGCCACAGCCCCAGGGACAGGACAUCGCUCACCACCUCCGCAUCUCCAGAGCUGGAAGUGCAUCCCACAUGGCAUAUCAGCUCCCUGCCCAGCACCCAGCUCGCUCCUGGGUGAUGCUGGGGACCAGCUGCUGGGUGGGUGAGCCUCCU
Molecule: messenger RNA, 2493 nt
Organism: Pogoniulus pusillus (Red-fronted tinkerbird)
Lineage: Eukaryota; Metazoa; Chordata; Aves; Piciformes; Lybiidae
Gene: NGFR
Product: nerve growth factor receptor
Exons: 6
Coding region: 53-1306 (417 amino acids)
Biological process (GO): Rho protein signal transduction
Cellular component (GO): cell surface; plasma membrane
Molecular function (GO): nerve growth factor binding; death receptor activity; coreceptor activity
Source: RefSeq, a predicted model, not a curated record